Molecule: messenger RNA, 811 nt
Organism: Ceratitis capitata (Mediterranean fruit fly)
Lineage: Eukaryota; Metazoa; Arthropoda; Insecta; Diptera; Tephritidae
Gene: RpL10
Product: 60S ribosomal protein L10
Exons: 4
Coding region: 105-761 (218 amino acids)
Biological process (GO): ribosomal large subunit assembly; translation
Cellular component (GO): cytosolic large ribosomal subunit; ribosome
Molecular function (GO): structural constituent of ribosome
Source: RefSeq, a predicted model, not a curated record
UAGAGCAUGCCCUAUAAUAUUGGGUUUUACUUGACGGUGCUUCCUUUUCCGCUGAGUUCUUUUAGUCGAACUUGACGUGGUUGAUUUUGUUUCUAACCAUCAAAAUGGGUCGGCGGCCAGCAAGAUGUUACCGCUAUUGUAAGAACAAGCCUUAUCCCAAAUCGAGAUUUUGUCGUGGUGUACCAGAUCCCAAGAUUCGUAUAUUCGAUUUGGGCAGAAAGAAGGCAUCGGUUGAAGAUUUUCCUUUGUGUGUUCACUUGGUUUCCGAUGAAUAUGAACAGUUAAGUAGUGAAGCUUUGGAAGCUGGCCGUAUUUGCUGCAAUAAGUAUUUAGUAAAAUACUGUGGUAAGGAUCAGUUCCACAUCCGCAUGCGCCUUCAUCCAUUCCACGUGAUUCGUAUCAACAAAAUGUUAUCGUGUGCUGGAGCUGAUAGGCUUCAAACUGGAAUGCGUGGUGCCUUUGGUAAGCCACAGGGAACCGUCGCCAGGGUACAUAUUGGCCAACCGAUAAUGUCUGUUCGCUCAAGUGACCGUUACAAGGCUCAAGUAAUUGAAGCUCUUCGUCGUGCUAAGUUCAAGUUUCCUGGACGUCAAAAGAUUUACGUCUCCAAAAGAUGGGGAUUCACUAAAUAUGACCGAGAUCGUUAUGAACAACUUCGUGACGAAAACCGAUUGGAACCUGAUGGUUGCAACGUUAAAUAUCGGCCGGAACAUGGACCUAUAGCAGCGUGGGAAAAGGCUCAACGCGAUCUUUAUGCUUAAAUUAUCUAAAAGCUAAUUGUUCAAUAAAAUUUUUUAUUGAGAACUAAUAA